UUGAAAAGAGUCACCCGGCGCACUUUAGCUCCCCUACUCCUUUUCAUCAUCUCCCUCUGUACUGCCUAAUAAAAAGAGCACUCGAAAAAAAAAAGAGCACACUGAAGAGCUUCCAAAACACAUCACACAUUCGGUCUGAGGGACACAAAAAUCAUUUAACUCUCAAGACUGAUCUUAUCCUUCUAUAUUUGCAUUUAUUCAGAUAUUCGGGGUUGAAAAAUGGAGAAACGAAUUGUUGUGAUUAAUUACGACCUCAAAGCUCUUGGCAUAGUGUAGAACUCUCAAAAGAGAUCUCUGGGUUCCAUUUUAACAAAGAAGAAGCCCCCCUUUUUCCUCCUCUUCUCUUCUCUUUUUCUUUUCGGGGAAUGGGUUGUAAGAGAACUAUAGCAGUGGACUUAAAUCCAGAGAGGAAAAGGAGUGGUGGGUUAAGAACUAAACAGGCAGGGCGUGGGUCUUGCAGGGGAAGUUAAGCUAUUUGAGGGUAAAGCAAAGGAAAGGAAGGAAAAUGAUUUUUGUCUUGGAGGAAUAAUUAUUUUUCCUCUCUGUUCUGAGUUGCAUCAUUUUGAAUCAUCUUUAUAUAUCCAUACAUACAAGAAUAUAAGCAUAUUCGUACAUACGUGCUGUUCAUUACUAGCGCAUGCUGGUUUCCACAGUUACUGGGACAUUUAGUAAUUUUUCAAUGGGAUAUUUGUUAAAAGAAGCUUUGAAGAAUCUCUGUGGAGCCAACCAGUGGUCUUACGCUGUUUUCUGGAAGAUCGGUUGCCAAAACCCUGAGCUUUUAAUGUGGGAAGAAUUUUUUUCUGAACCUGUAUCAAAUGCCCAUCUUCCAGGCAUUUCCAGGAUUGAGGAGCCGGGAAUUGGUUUUGAUGGUUAUAAUGCUUGUGGGUUUUCAGCUGAGGUUCAAGCAGAGGAUAAUUUGCAUUUGCUUAUAAAUAAGAUGAUGACAGACAAUCAUGUUAAUGUAGUGGGAGAAGGAUUAGUUGGAAGGGCUGCAUUUACAGGAAACCAUCAGUGGAUUCUCUCUGAGAAUUGUACUAGAGAAGGCCAUCCACCACAGGUUCUUCGAGAGCUGUGCCAACAAUUUUCAGCUGGCAUGCAGACAGUUGCUGUUAUUCCUGUUCUUCCUCAUGGUGUCAUUCAGCUUGGUUCAUUCUUUGAGAUGGCGGAGAAUAUAAGGCUUGUAAAUGAUGUGAAGUCUUUAGUUAUUCUGCCUGGACAUGAACCUGGUCUCUUGCUAUCUGAUAAUUAUGCAGCAAAAGAAUUUUCUUCGAAAACUGGGGUUCCUGUAUUUCUUGAAAAUUCUGCCUCUGGGGACUUAUCUGGCAUAUCGAAUGUGAUCAACUCUACUCCAUCCAUUACUGACAGUUGGAACUAUUUGGAAAACUCUGCUCAGACUACUCAGUUUGUUGGUGAUAUGUCUGGUUCUCUUGCAAGACAAAUCCAGGAUAAUUUGCUGUCAAAUGGUACAGCAUUUAAUGCCUCUAGCUCAGGCCAAAGUCAUAUUAAGCUCUAUGAUGACCUCGAAGCGAAAUUUGCUAUGAGAAUGAAGUCGAACUCUACUUUGACAAACGAAUUAGUGGCAAAAGCUGAACUUCUCUCCUUGCAUCCAGAGACGUUUUUGAAUCAACAGGCUUCUUUGCACUUCCCAAAAUCUGAUCAACUAUCUUCUAGCAGUUCAUCUACAGUUGACAGUGGCAGCUUAAGGUGGCUGGAAAACGGAAUAUUGUCAAAUGCUGGUAUUCAAGGUCAUUUUGGUACCCCCAAUGUGUCAUCUGGCAUGUUGACGUCUGUGCCGAGAACAAAUGCAGAUAUGAUUUCUAGUUCUCAUGAAGAUCCUGGUGACCAUUUGACGACCAAUCACAUGCUUUUGUAUAACUCUGGUAGCAGACAUUUUUUUACGGAUGACAGAAGUGCAAUGCGUGAGUUGAAUGUCUGCAAUGAAAGAAUGGCAAACAAAGUAAUUCAAGCUCAUGGUACACCCCUGUCCAAACAUGAUGAGCACAAGAAUUCGGGUGAGCUUCCACAUGGUUUUUUUCUAGCCGACAGAAAUCAUGAAUUUGAAGGUGAGAGUCAAUCAUUUAAAAAUACUGAAUAUGAAGAUGCAUGUACCGGACCUCAAUCGGGAGAUGAUUUGUUUGAUAUGUUGGGCACUGAAUUUAAGAACAAACUAUUUAACAGUUGCUGGAGUAGUAGUAAGAAUAAAGCAUCAGACUCAAACAUGGGUAACCUGUAUAGCAAUAAUUCUCCAUCUGUAAAAAGUCAGGACACUGCUUCCGAAGUACAUUCUCUUAACCUUGGAAACUCGAAUAGUGGUAUUUUGUUAGUGAAUGGAAGUGAGCAUCUUAUAGAUGCUGUGGUCUCUGGAGUUCGCUCUUCUGCUAAGCAGCCCUCAGAUAAUUAUGUUUCUUGCAGGACAACAUUGACAAAUAUGAGUAGCUACUGCGGACCUAAUGUUGAACUCCCCUAUGGUCAGGUUCCGGCUCUCGAUCAGAUUAAGGAAGAGUUAUUUGAUGUUCCGGAAUAUCUGGCAAAAGCAGAAGCAAUGAGUUCUUGUUCAUUUCUAUCUGGAUCUUCUAAGGAUGAUUCGGGCAACUAUUCUGAGAGUAGUUCCAUUUAUGGAUCACAAAUAAGUUCAUCGAUUGUAAAGGGUAAUGACAUCAAAGAGAAUAACUGUGCAUUAACAGGAUAUUCUAAGAAGCCUGAUGAAAUUAGCAAAGCAAAUCGCAAGAGGCUUAAACCUGGAGAAAAUCCAAGGCCCAGGCCAAAGGAUCGCCAGAUGAUCCAAGAUCGUGUAAAGGAAUUAAGAGAAAUUGUGCCAAACGGGGCAAAGUGUAGCAUUGAUGCUCUUCUGGAAUGUACUAUCAAGCACAUGCUUUUCUUGCAGAGUGUCACAAAGCAUGCAGAUAAGCUAAAACAAACAGGAGAGUCAAAGCUUCAGAUUAAUGGCAAGGGUGGUGGUUUGCUCUCAAAAGAUAACUAUGAAGGAGGAGCAACGUGGGCUUAUGAAGUUGGUUCACAGUCUAUGGUAUGCCCUAUCAUAGUAGAAGAUCUAAAUCAACCCCAUCAAAUGCUUGUGGAGAUGCUUUGUGAAGAGAGAGGUUUGUUUCUAGAAAUUGCUGACAUAAUUAGGGGGCUGGGGUUGACCAUUUUGAAGGGGGUUAUGGAAACUGGCAACGACAAGAUCUGGGCACACUUUGCCGUGGAGGCUGACAGGGAUGUGUCAAGGAUGGAAAUUUUUGUUUCACUCUCGCUUCUUUAUAAUCAGUUUGGGUUUCACACAUUUGAAAUCUACAAUAAUUAUUUUGUUAUUAUAAUGGAUAUUUUGGAAACGUUUGUUGAUGAAGACCGUGUUAUUGUUAACUUUGACAUUGCAUCCGAAAGUGGAAAUGAGUCACAUAGAGCGUUCAUUCGUCAACAACGAGUUCAAAAAGAGAAAGAGAGGCGAAAAAGACUUAGAAAUAAUUGUAGUGAUUAUCAUAAAAGGAGAAGUGAUCCUACGUUAUCUGGAAAGAAUGAUUUUAUCGAUCGCCACUUAGAUGAAUCUAUAAUGCAUCAACAUCCUUACGCUUCAACUUUAGAUCAAGAAAUGCAUAAUAUUAUCAGUUUUGAAUUAGGAGAAACUUUCAAAGGAUUGAACAUACCAUCUACUGCAUAUGUAUUACCAACAUUCAGCUACUGUAAACAUUGUAAUGCACGCAAAUUUUAUAGAGAAAAUAAUGAAAAUACUAAUGUUCGUACUCGUGACAUUUCUAUAUACGGCCAUUCUGACGAUUCACCCAAAGUUCAUUACUAUUAUGGGUGUUAUGAUCCAUUGCAAUAUCCGUUACUGUUUCCGUAUGGGGAAUCUGGUUGGCAUGAAGGCAUUGAGAGAUGCAAAAGUAUAUACUUUCAGCCUCAACAUAUGUUGGCAUAUGAUGUUAUUCUUAACACAGCUACUUCUGCAAUUGAAAUUAUCGAAAAAGAGAAUGAAGUGCUCAAUGAAGCGAAGAAACAUACUCUGGUAUCUUGUCGAGAAUACUAUUCAUAUAAAUUACAAAUUAGGCAUUUUGAUAUGUACGUUAAGAUUGAAACUGCCAGGUUAGACUAUUUUCGUAAUAAUCAGAAACAAAUUCGUGCUGAACUUUACCAAGAGCGUGUUAUUGCACAUAUAUAUGUGAUUGAAUUUCAAGAAAGAGAACUUCCUCAUGCUCAUAUGUUAUUAAUAUUUAACUCUGAAAAUAAAAUCACUUGUGUUGAAGAAGUUGAUAGAAUUGUGUCAUGUGAAAUUCCUGACAAAACAAAAUACCCUCAUCUUCAUUCUGUUAUUGUUAGACACAACAUGCAUGGUUAUUGUGGAAACUUGAAUUCGAAAAAUACAUGCAUGGAGGGAAAUAAAGAGGAUAUUAACUGUAUUUUAGAAUCCUUAGGCAAAAACAUAAACGACUAUAAAAUUGUACCAUUCAAUGUAGAUAUAAGUGAGAAUGAUAAAUUAAGAAGAAUGGUUGAAGAUGAAACAACAAAUUUGAAUCUCGAAGGAGGCCACGUUUGCGGCACAGGUAAAACCUUUUUACAUAAAGCAUUACUAACUGCUGUAAGGUCUCAAAAUUCUAUUGCUUUGGCAACUGCAUCUUUUGGGGUAUCAGUAUCUCUUUUACUUGGAGGUCGAACUACUCAUUCAAGGUUUAAAAUUCCUUUAGAAAUAAUUGGUGAAGUAAGGUGUUCAGUUAAUAAGCAGUCAGCUUUAGGAAUUUUGUUGGGAUGA
This is a messenger RNA of Olea europaea var. sylvestris, 4741 nucleotides long. RefSeq lists its product as uncharacterized. The coding region runs from base 638 to 4741 and encodes 1367 amino acids. Gene Ontology annotation, biological process: regulation of DNA-templated transcription; DNA repair; telomere maintenance. NCBI's taxonomy places the organism in Eukaryota, Viridiplantae, Streptophyta, Magnoliopsida, Lamiales, Oleaceae. The record is from RefSeq and is a predicted model, not a curated record. Gene Ontology annotation, molecular function: protein dimerization activity; DNA-binding transcription factor activity; DNA helicase activity. The transcript has 18 exons.